CGUGUGAACCGUAAGGCAGCUGUCUUGUUGCCUUGCUGCCUCAUGAGGCCAUGACAUCGGCAGCAUAAAGGCAACUCAUGUAAACGCAUUUAGACAGCCUUUAUAUGCAGCCUAAUGGAAUUCUGUUUACAAUAUAAACAGAGAGCACCUUUGUGAUAACUAACCCCAUAUUUGAAAACUACAAUACUAAUUUCUCGCUAGAAAUGCAAUCAAAAGGUGUAAAAAGUAAAAAUAUAACUUUAUUUGCACUAAAUUUGUGAUCCAGAUGCUUUCUUGGCCACCAUUUUAUAUUUUCGUACUUGACCAGGCUCGACCAAUCACGUUACCAGCGUGCGCCCACACAUAGACUUGUGGGACAAGACGAUGAAGGUAUCUCAGGAGUCGGGAAGUAAAGCCAACAUUAGAUUUGGAUGUGCCUUAAUGCCUUCCUGCCUGGGAAUGCUACCUCGAAGGAAUUUUAGAGAUAGUAGUUAAGGUUUAAACUGUUGAAAUGAUUACCAAAACCUUUAUGGGCCAUUUAGGGGGGUCAAUUCUUGCUGUCAUACUCUUUGCCCAGGAAUCAUCAUCAGGGUAGAUCAUCAACUAUUCAUGGUGUCACUGCUGUUUUUACUGACAGGAAUGUGCUUUCUGUUUUUGUUUCAGGAUGUUGAGCUCUGGGGAAGGACAGUUUGGUGCCACUUUGCAGUUAUCACUCACUGAACUACUGCCUUACACACCAAAGUGAUUUAAUAAAGGUGCUGUUACAAAAAAAGACGAAACACCUGUUUAAGACAGCUAUAUAUUAGCACUUGGGUUUUUCCAAACUUGUUUUGCCCUGUGUACCAUCUGUUUAUCGACGCUGCUUCUUGGAUCCAGACAGCAGAUGUUCCGUCUGCAAUGUCUUGAUACUUCUCAAUCCUUUUCGGCCUACGGUUACACACGUGAAGAACCUGCCCGCCCGCACCACACCUCUGCAUCCUCUGCGACAGCAAAACUGUGGAGGUGAUGGAUGGUCUGGAGGUCGAGGACAUUAGCCCUGCCCUUGAGGCCACUGAGGACUACCUGCACUGCCUCGAUGACAACCAAGGGGAUGGCCAGGUAUGUUCACAGAAGCUUAAAGAGGGGUCCACCUUGGACAAGCUGAACUCCAGUGGUGUGUGGGGACUGCUGACAGGAAAGCAAUGUGAGAUAUCAGCUGGAAAUAUGGCCUGGGCAGAGCAGACAUCUUUUGAUUUGCUGGGCCUAAGACAUGGAAAAAGGAACCGGGCACGAUCCACCAACGAUUUGGCAGCUCAUGCCAAAGAGACAAACUCCACUACCACCACAUCCAAUGGGGGCUUCAAACGUGGCCACAACCGCUCACGUUCAGACAUCAACAACCGCAGCUACACAGAUAACGGGAUGCCGGCUAUUGACAAAAACACACUCAAGAACAUGGCACUGAAUGACUACAGGGAUGCUCAUAAGGAGAGCAGCCCUAGCCUGGUGAAACAGGGAAUGUUGGAGCAGCGAGAGGGACCUUGGGGACGCUGGAGUGCAUGUCACGUAGAGCUUACACCCUGUGAGCUUCGUAUCUACAGCUUGGACAGCAGCGGUAACCAACAAUUAUGUGCUGCCCUCUCACUGUCUCACUGCCAAGGGGUGAGUGCGCCCCAGGCGCAGGAUGGACGUGUGCUGCAGGCAGUCUUUUUUAACAGCACCCGUGUGCAGUUACGUGCACCCUGCCAGUGGGAGGCACUAGAGUGGCGUAGACUCCUUUGGGAACGCGUCUUGGCCGCACGUCCGGCUCCGUUUAAAGGGGAUCCAACUCGUGCCACCUCUCCUACCCGGCGUGAACCCGAUCCUAAUGCAACGUUGGUGCCGGUCCAUCGUCCGCUGGUACGUCCCACGAUCCUACCGCUUUUCACCCAGCACUGUGUGGAUGUGCUCAAGGCCGGACUACUGUACCAACUCACCCACCUCAACAACUGGAGAGCCUUCACUUUUGUGCUGAGCCGCACUGAGCUGCAAGCCUUUCCAACGGAGGGCAGAGGCCCUGUGUCAGAGCCUGUGCUGCGCUACCAGCUGGCCUCCUGUCUGGCUGUGCAAUGGGAUGAGGAGGACGGAGGCACCAACUUUCGCUUCCAGGCCGUCUUCCCUGAUAAUGUGCUGCGCUUGCAGGCAGAGAGUGAGCUCAAAGCCCAGGAUUGGGUGGAGGCCCUGCGCACCGCAGUGACAGCUCAGCGACCCAAGAGGGAAGAUAAUCAGUCUGGCACCAUGGGAGUGCUGAUGAGGUGUAAGCCAACCAGGGAACGACGACAACGGGAAGCCCAAAGAGCUAAACGACAGUCUGUCACCACAAGCUUUCUCAGCAUCCUUACCUUCCUGGCUGUAGAAAAGGGACUCACUGCUCAGGGCUUCCGAUGUGCAGGAUGUCAAAGGCCAGUAGGUCUGUCACGUGGCAAGGCCAAAGUGUGCUCUUACAGCGGCUGGUACUACUGCUCCAGUUGCCACCAAGACAACCUCUUCCUCAUACCUGCUCGUCUGUUGCACAACUGGGACACUAACAAACACAAGGUAUCAAAACAGGCUAAGGAGUUUCUGGAGUUUGUUUAUGAGGAACCAUUGUUAGACGUACAGCAGUUGAACCCAUGUCUGUAUGAGCAUUGUGAAGCACUGGCAGCCAUUCUCAAACUGAGGCAGCAGCUCCAGUCUCUCAGGGCUUACCUCUUCAGCUGCCGAGCCACAGUGGCAGAAGACCUCCGUCGCAGGAUCUUUCCAAGGGAAUACCUGUUACAGCAUGUACACCUGUACUCAUUGGCAGACCUACAGCAGGUCAUAGAUGGAAAGCUUGCUCCCUUCCUCUCUAAGGUAAUCAAGUUUGCGAGCUCUCAUGUCUACAGCUGCAGUCUGUGUCGAGAGAAAGGCUUCAUCUGUGAGUUGUGCCACAGCGGCCAGGUCCUCUAUCCCUUUCAGGAGAAUGCCACCAAAAGGUGUGAGGGAUGCGGAGCCGUCUUCCACGCCGAGUGCCGGAUGCGAGCCCAACCGUGCCCGCGAUGCGUGCGAAGAGAGCUACACAAGAAGCCGGCGUCAUUCUGGAGGAGGAACGGCCCUCACGAUAGCCCCGACGAUGACGAGCUGAGCUGCUUUGAGAUGGACACCUGAGGCGGUUUACGGAGAGCACUGCAGCUCUGAGAAGAGGCGAGCUGCACGAAAGAGCCCACCGCACUUACAAAGUGCUGCUGUGUCUCUGUGUGUACGUGUAUCCAACAAGGACAAGACUCCUGGUGGAAGCGCUCAGUGUUUGAAAACAGAGACACAACAACCUUUUUGUUUUUUACUUCCUUUUACUUCUCUCAACUGAGAGAGAUGGAUGCAGAGACAAUAAUUCGGCUCCGGAAGAGCAGAGGCUUCAUAAUGAUACCAAUUUACCCUUCCCUUUCAUCUACCAAAUGACAGCCAGGGCCAACCGACAAAUACAGGCAAAGUACGCUCGCGCACUUGCACAUAAACACGCUCGCUGGCAGACAUAAAAUGAUGCACUUUCCGGCAGACUCACAAUCCAAGAGCGAUGAUUUAAACCAAUUUCUGGACACAAAUAGAGCUUCUAAUCCAUUAAUGGUUCUGCGAAAAUGAACGCUAUGAGAUGGCGGCCCUGCUGUUGGAUUUGGUUUUCUCCACGCUGUAGAGCCAGAGCCUCGAUCUCGGGUGUAUUAAGAGUGAAUGAACUUAAAUUUUCUCUAAACCGAAAUCUUUCGGGUGGGUCCAUCUGCUUUACUGCACAAACCGUAUGAUUCAUUUAUCAUGAUCUCGUUGCACUUUUACAUUUAUGAAGGGAAACCAGGCACUCGUGUUGGCCACACCUGAGUUUUU
Molecule: messenger RNA, 3831 nt
Organism: Misgurnus anguillicaudatus (oriental weatherfish)
Lineage: Eukaryota; Metazoa; Chordata; Actinopteri; Cypriniformes; Cobitidae
Source: RefSeq, a predicted model, not a curated record